Molecule: messenger RNA, 737 nt
Organism: Bactrocera oleae (olive fruit fly)
Lineage: Eukaryota; Metazoa; Arthropoda; Insecta; Diptera; Tephritidae
Gene: RpL40
Product: ribosomal protein L40
Biological process (GO): protein ubiquitination; modification-dependent protein catabolic process; translation
Cellular component (GO): nucleus; ribosome; cytoplasm
Molecular function (GO): ubiquitin protein ligase binding; protein tag activity; structural constituent of ribosome
Source: RefSeq, a predicted model, not a curated record
AAAUAAAAUGUCAAAAAUUUCCUGCCAUAUCAAAAAUUUCCCUUUUUAUUUCUUUUCUAGCAUUUCUCUACACGUUUUUGGAGGUAAGAUCAUUUCUGUUUGGAAAAUUUGUGUUUUAAUAUAAGUUUUUAUUCAGAAAUAAUAAAUUAGAUAUUUUCACACAUACGAUAAUCGUGUGAGAUAGACGAGCAGAAUGCAGAUUUUCGUCAAAACCUUAACUGGUAAGACCAUCACCUUAGAGGUCGAGCCUUCUGACACCAUCGAAAAUGUCAAAGCUAAAAUCCAAGACAAAGAGGGUAUCCCCCCAGAUCAACAGCGUUUGAUCUUCGCCGGAAAACAAUUGGAAGAUGGUCGCACCUUGUCCGACUACAACAUUCAAAAGGAGUCAACACUCCACUUGGUUCUGCGUCUUCGAGGUGGUAUCAUUGAACCUUCUUUGCGCAUCUUGGCACAAAAAUACAAUUGCGAUAAGGUAAUCUGCCGCAAGUGCUACGCUCGUCUGCACCCACGUGCGACAAAUUGCCGCAAGAAGAAGUGUGGACACACCAACAACUUGCGCCCCAAGAAGAAGUUGAAGUAGACCACUGGAAUAUGGAAGAUUUCGUCGUUUGCGGGGGGAAAAAUGCGUACAAACAAACGCAUUCUCCUUUUAUUUUUUUCUAUGUGUACAUCAGCUAUGUAUGAAUUGAAGUGAAAAUUUUACUUUGGAAUUAGCAUAAAAUAAAAUCCAAAAAUAA